Molecule: messenger RNA, 2455 nt
Organism: Hipposideros armiger (great roundleaf bat)
Lineage: Eukaryota; Metazoa; Chordata; Mammalia; Chiroptera; Hipposideridae
Gene: PRNP
Product: prion protein (Kanno blood group)
Exons: 2
Coding region: 111-854 (247 amino acids)
Biological process (GO): protein homooligomerization
Cellular component (GO): membrane
Source: RefSeq, a predicted model, not a curated record
UUUCUUUUCAUUUUUAAGGACUCCUGAAUAUAUUUGAAAACUGAACGAUUUCAGCCAAGCCGACAGAUUGUCUUCCCCAAGGCACAAAUCCAGCUUAGAUAUAAGUCAUCAUGGUGAAAAGCCACCUAGGCGGCUGGAUCCUGGUUCUCUUUGUGGCCACUUGGAGUGACGUGGGCCUCUGCAAGAAGCGACCGAAGCCUGGAGGAGGCUGGAACAGUGGGGGGAGCCGAUACCCUGGGCAGGGCAGUCCUGGAGGCAACCGCUACCCACCCCAGGGCGGUGGCGGCUGGGGUCAGCCCCACGGUGGCGGCUGGGGUCAGCCCCAUGGCGGUGGCUGGGGACAGCCCCAUGGCGGAGGCUGGGGUCAAGGUGGCACCCACAAUCAGUGGAACAAGCCCAGUAAGCCGAAAACCAACAUGAAGCACGUGGCAGGAGCUGCUGCGGCCGGGGCAGUGGUGGGGGGCCUCGGCGGCUACAUGCUGGGGAGUGCCAUGAGCAGGCCCCUCAUGCAUUUUGGCAAUGACUAUGAGGACCGUUACUAUCGUGAAAACAUGUACCGUUACCCCAACCAAGUGUACUACAGGCCUGUGGAUCAGUACAACAACCAGAACAACUUUGUGCAUGACUGCGUCAACAUCACGAUCAAGCAGCACACAGUCACCACCACCACCAAGGGGGAGAACUUCACUGAGACCGACGUCAAGAUGAUGGAGCGCGUGGUGGAGCAGAUGUGUAUCACCCAGUACCAGAAAGAGUCCCACGCUGCUUACCAGAGGGAUGCGAGCACGGUCCUCUUCUCCUCCCCUCCAGUCAUCCUGCUCAUCUCUUUCCUCAUUUUCCUAAUAGUGGGAUGAGGACAGCCUUCUCUUUUCACCAUCUUCAUCUUUUACCACGUUGGGGGAGGGGGUAUCUACCAGCAGCCCUUUAGUGGCGGUGUCUCAUUCUUGCUUCUCCCUUUGUCACCCAUAGGCUAACGCCCUUGGCACCGAGGGCACAGGGAAAUGCAGCACAGGCCUGGUGCGCAAUGCAUUCAAGCCCCGUUGGACCGAGUCUUUCACGGGCCAGUGCGAGUGCCAGGCUGGUAAGAGUGUAACAGCAAAUAAUCAUCGGUUGAUCUAGGCUUCUUUUUUGCCCAGCGCAAUGGAUUGAGGCUGAAACAAUUCUCACAACAUACCUUUGCCUGCAUACCUCCAGCCCCUUCCCCAGCUGGAGCUCAGUACACUCAGUAGUGCCCCAUCUUAGUUAGCAGCGAUUUUGUAGCAAUUUGGACACAUUUUCUCCUUCAUUUUCAGAAAGCCUGACUGCAUUUCCCUGUUUAAACAGCAUUUCUGACAAAUUUGGAAGGAGGCCACAUUAUAUUCAUUCAAAAAACAAAACUAGAAAUCCUUAGCUCUUGGGUCCAGGCUCAGCCCACUGGAGAGCAUGUGCCCUGUGUCUGCAGAGAACGGUGACAAUGUUUUGCAUUUUGCAAUACAGGUUACACUGCAUCAAGAGUAAAUAUUCAUGCAACACUAGACCUCUGGGCAGAGGACAUUUUCAUAGGGCAUGAACAUAAUAUGAAAGGCUUCUGGAACUAAAACUAUCCAACAUUUGGGAGUGGUGCCCUUGAAGGGUAGAUGUUUAAAGCACCUACAUGUGGCAUUCCUUUCUUUAGCAACAUAAACUAUAGAUAAUUAAGACAGUUAAACAUUAAGUUACUGUCUGGACACUAACAACUUUGUGGGAAGAUUUUGAUAUUGGGUAAAGGCAGGAGAUUUUAGCAUAGAGGAAGCUGCAGCUGUAAAAACUCCAUUAUUAAUUAGAUGAUUGUGUAAUGAAGAAAAAGAUCAGUGUACAAAGAAAAAUGCUUGCAUUUCUUCGUUGCUGUCUCAUAAUUGUCAAAAUCCAGAAUUAGGUUGAGUCCUUUAUUUCUGUAAUUGGCCUUUAAAUCAAAGAAUUGGGAGUCAAUCCAAAAAAAAAAAAUCAAAAAAAAAUUCUUAGGUUGGAGAUGACAGAAAUAUGGUCCAUUUAAAGUGGAACAAGAAAUUCUGUUACUGUUAUUUAAAUGAGGUAAAAUUAUUCCCUGGAUGGUUCAAUAUUGUCACCUAGUACAAUAGAUCUGUGUUACUGUUCUGCAAUGUUAUUGGCUUGCAUUGUGCGGGUAUUCUAUGUAAAAUAUAUAUAUUCCUUAUGACAAACUUAGAGAUUUUGGUUAGAGCAGUUGACAUCUGAAGUAUCUAAUGCAUUUACCUGUUUUGUAAGGUACUAAAUGCUUAAUAUGUGGGAAACCCUCUUGCGUGGUCCUUAGGCUUACAACGUGCACUGAAUAGUUUUGUAUAAGGAUCCAAAGCGGUCUUUGAAAUAUGCAUGUACUUUAUAUUUUCUAUAUUUGUAACUUUGCAUGUACUUGUUUUGUUGUAUAAAAAAUUUAUAAGUGUUUAAUACCUGACUACAAUUAAAUAGGAGUUGAGAUGCA